UGUGUGUGUGUGUGUGUGUGUGUUUGUGUGUGUGUGUGUGUGUGUGUGUGUGUAUGAGAACUCAAGAGGCGCGGUGGUCUUCUGCUUCGGCGAGACGGUCAAGACAGUUCGUGGUGACGCAACGGGCCGUUAGGAAGCAUAAUGAAGCAGAUCUUCUUCACGCUGGUACCUUUUCUAGUUCUAAUAGCUUCGUCCGCUGUAAGCAGCACUCCCCAACUUCGCAACCCAUUCGAAGCGGUUCGGGGAUGUCUCCAGUAUGACACCGUGCCCGGUUACAACGAAACGCUGGAAUACUUUGCGACGGACAACUUCCGAUACGUCGGCCGCACGCACAACUCGAAGUACAUACGGGUGGGCAUGGUCGGUCCGACCGACGGUAUCAUACGCUUCGGCAAGUCGCGCUUUCCCUACGGCGAGAGUGUGUCCGAAAUUUGUCUUUCCGGCUGGGCGAAUCAAAACUCAGAAGUGAAUCGUCACACGCGCGCCAGCAACAGUGAGUACGUGAAUACGCCGCUCAAGAUUCAGCUGACACCGAAUGUGCUGUCCAAAACGCGACCGAUGAUGUUUCGACUCGAGGUGUUCGAUAAUGGUAACGUACUGCUGACGAAGGAUGGUGAGAAGCGCCCGUUUUUGGAGUUUAACGACAACCGGCAACGGUUGGAUCUGGAUUACAUUGCGUUUACCAAGUGGAACCACGAGCUGUUCUAUUACUACGACUGUCCGCUCGAUACGGAUGCGAACGGCGUGGACGAUACGGUGCUGCUGAAGUGUAGUUUGGCUUAAGUAGUGGAUUACUUAAGUUAGACAAUCGGCCAGGACAGGAUAAGUUAGACAAUCGGCUCUGUUAGAAGUAAGGAACAAGAAUUAGGAUAGCCUUUAAAUUAGCUUAAUUAUGACAGAUUGUCAAAAUAAAUCCCAAACGAGAAGCCUUUUUG
Anopheles coluzzii is the source of this 935-nucleotide messenger RNA. RefSeq lists its product as uncharacterized. Bases 142 to 783 code for a protein of 213 amino acids. NCBI's taxonomy places the organism in Eukaryota, Metazoa, Arthropoda, Insecta, Diptera, Culicidae. The transcript has 3 exons. The record is from RefSeq and is a predicted model, not a curated record.